GCCAUAGUCACUCUCUCACUUCGAGGCUUACUCAAUUCGCACGAACGACUGCUACACACCUUUUCUGUUCGUUACCAGCAGCGGCCUGUUUCCAUUGUCACUCCAUUUUCUCCCCUCAAUAUUUGAAGUUUCAACUCUCAAAAAAUGGGUGAAUGGUCUAACGGUCUUUUCAGUUGCUUCGGCAAUAUUGGUCUAUGUGCCAUCACGUAUUUUGUGCCGUGCUAUACCGCUGGUAAAAAUGCAGAAGCUGUUGGCGAGAGUUGUAUCAAAUAUGCCAUUCUAUCAAUGUGCGGACCGUGUGGUAUUUACUUCUCGGCAGUAAUCCGUGGAAAGAUCAGGGAACAGAAAGGAAUUGAUGGUUCGUUCGGAAACGAUUGUCUCAUGCAUUGGUUCUGUGCGCUAUGUGCCUUUGUGCAAGAAGCCAGGGAAGUGCAAGAGGGAUCUCCUGGUGGCCAGGCAAUGGGCCGAGAAUAGAUCACCUCCCCGUUUAAUCGAAGCCGAAGCGAAACGUCUAUUACAACACAACGCCACCAUCAUCAUCAUCAGGAUAACAUCGGCCAUUUUUGUGUAUAUUUUGCAAUACCAACCCCCUACGGAAAAGCUUCAUUUGGAAGAAGUCAUUUUAAAAAUAAAAUAUAUGCGUUAGUUUUUUUUUCUUAACUGAAAAAGAUAUUUGUACAGUAUGUAAAAUAUUUGAUACUUAAUCGUCAAUAUUAACGAAUCGUAAGUCAAUCUUCAGUAAUUGAGUUUAGUAUGUACUUGCUUUGUGGUUCUUCACUUUAUCUGUUUUUUUUAUAAGAUCACACUCGAACUAUUUUUCUUAUUUUCAUAUUUCUGUUAAUAUCGAUCAAUAUAUUAGAAAUAAAUUGUUGAUGUUCUUUUUCUGUUAA
This is a messenger RNA of Saccoglossus kowalevskii, 890 nucleotides long. RefSeq lists its product as uncharacterized. The record is from RefSeq and is a predicted model, not a curated record. Lineage: Eukaryota; Metazoa; Hemichordata; Enteropneusta; Harrimaniidae.